GGGACCUCUCCGCCACUCUGAGUGCUUCGAAUGACGCCUAGUGUGCCGGAAUCUUGACGUCUAGGGUUUCAGUUCCUUUGUAUCUCUGCAACGAUGCGGCAGGUAAAGAACACGUCAGCUGGGGCAUCCAACGGACAAGAGCGGCUUGGCAAAGGUUCAGAGAUCUUUGUAGGGGGUUUGCCCCGUUCGACCACAGAGAACAUGAUCCGGGAGUUGUUUUCUCCUUAUGGAGAGAUUUUCGAGUUACGAAUGAUGAAGGAUCAUAAUGGUAACUCAAAGGGUUUUUGCUUUGUGCGGUUUGCGACGAAGGAGGCUGCUUUCAAAGCUCGGAAAGAGAAAGAUGGUGCUAUGCUCCAAGGAAAGAAAAUUGGUGUUGCCCUUUCAUCUGAUCAAGAUUCCUUGUUUUUUGGAAAUCUUCGCAAAGAUUGGAGCUCAGAAGAGUUCAACAAAUUGGUUCACCAGGCAUUUAAAGAUGUUGUAUCUGUAGACCUUGCAAUGCCUCCAAGCUCUGGAGAUUCAGGCAAAAAGCAACUUAAUCGAGGAUUUGCUUUUGUGCAGUUCUUCUCUCAUGCAGCUGCAGCACGUGCAUACCGCUUAGGGUCCAAACCAGACUUUCUACUUGCUGGGAACUGGCAUCCUGUAAUAGAUUGGGCUGAGAAGGAGCCUGAAAUUGAUCCAGAAGAAAUGGCAAAGAUCAAAGUUGCUUUUGUUGGAAAUCUACCGACAAAUACAGAUGAAGAGUAUUUGAAGAAACUCUUUGAACCACUUGGGAAGGUGGAGAGGGUAGCACUAUCAAGGAAGGGUCACUUUCCAGUUGGAUUUGUUCAUUUUGCCAGCCGUUCAGAACUAGACAAUGCAAUCAAGAAAAUGGAUGGAAAAACAGUGCAAGGGCCCCAUAAAGGUCCAAGCUUUAAGAUCCAGGUGACAGUUGCAAGGCCUGUGGAAAAGGACAGGAAACGAGUUCAUGAUGAGACAAAAAGCGAACCAGUUAACAAGUCUAGAGAUAGACCUGAUUCUUCACGUGACAGACCAACUCAUGAUUCAUCGGAUCAUAAAUCAAAAGCUCCUAGACUAGAUGAUCCGGUGUCUGAUUCUGCUGAUCCAUAUGAAGCAGCUGUUAUUUCAUUACCAUCAGCAGUUAAGGAGCGCCUACUUCGAGUAUUGCGCCUGGGAAUUGCUACUCGAUAUGAUUUAGAUAUCCGUUGCAUAACUAGUCUCAAGGAGCUUCCAGAGUCAGCAGCUAUAGCAGUCCUUGAUCAGUUUAUGUUAUCUGGUGGUGACAAGCGUGAUAAAGGAGUGUACUUUGCAUCCUUGGUUUCUAGGCACCAGGUUGGCAAGUUUGGUUCGGGGUGGAACACAUCCCACCUUCCAAGAAAGUCAAGUGAUUAUGCACCUAAGGAUAAUGAGCUGCAUAACUUACGUGCACCGCUUCAUGUACAAGCAGUUGAUCGUUCUGCUGCAAGGCAUGGCAGCUACACAUCAUCCCCAGGUCUAUAUCCCUACUCUUCUUCACUCUAUGAUGAUCCCCUCUCAUCUCGAUCAAGUGUAGGAAAACUGGGAGAAGUUCCCGCAUACAGAGCUCCAGUUUCUUCAAACUUCAGACAUGGCACCGGAAUUGGAUCCGGGUCAUUCCAUGCAUCUGCUGAACGUCCUACAGAACGCCCACAAAUUAAGUUUGAUCCUUUCACAGGCCAGCCUUACAAGUUUGAUCCUUUCACAGGUGAACCCAUACAGCCAGAUCUUCACCCAAGGCGGUCGGCAAGCCUCAUCUGAUCAGUUUCGCAGGGGUUGCUGGGCAUAGACUCAUGUACAGGUGUUUAGGUGGAGGCUAGAAUUGAUCCCACUCGCAGCAGUGGAAGAGUUAAGGGACUGUUCUCUUGCACUUUGAACUUAGUUUAUCUGUAUGUUUUAUUAGGGUUUUGCAGGGAAGCUUUGAGGCACUUGGUGAUUGAUAUAUUUAAUGAUGAGUAUUUUCUGACAUUUAAAGUAAGUUGUGGAAGAACUUGUGUGUUCUCUACAACAGAUUGGCUCCUUUUUAGGUGGUAAUGAAGCCUUAGACAUCAGUUAGGAAUAUA
Molecule: messenger RNA, 2075 nt
Organism: Elaeis guineensis (African oil palm)
Lineage: Eukaryota; Viridiplantae; Streptophyta; Magnoliopsida; Arecales; Arecaceae
Molecular function (GO): RNA binding
Source: RefSeq, a predicted model, not a curated record